GGGGCGUGCGGCAGGCGUGCGGACGCGCGCCACAGGGAGGGCUGCUGGGCGACUGCAGCGGCCGACCUUCCCCCACGCAGGGUCACCUGGGGCGACCCUGAGGUGGUGAGAGGGCUCCUCUACACCGCGGAACGGAGCCUAACGUGGAGGUCGUGCGGCCGUGUCCCUGCCACGUUCCAGUGACUGCAGGCUGAUUCACCGGGCUUCCCCGGGAACUUUCCCUUCCUCGAGGCCGGGCCCCGGAGGGUCUCACUAAGCUUUUUCGAUGUAUAGUUGGUGACUUUGUCCCCAGAUGCUGAGGUGCCUGAAUCCCUGGCGCAGGCCACUACUGAGCUGUAGUUGGAGUAGGCUGUGCCUUUUCAAGCAGUAUCUGUUUACAAUGAAGUUGCAGUCUCCAGAAUUCCAGUCACUGUUCACAGAAGGAUUGAAGAGUCUGACAGAUUUAUUUGUGAAAGAAAAUCAUGAAUUAAGAAUAGCAGGAGGAGCAGUGAGGGAUUUAUUAAGUGGAGUAAAGCCUCAAGAUGUGGAUUUUGCUACCACUGCUACCCCUGCUCAGAUGAAGGAGAUGUUUCAGUCUGCUGGUAUUCGCAUGAUAAACAACAAAGGGGAAAAGCAUGGGACAAUUACUGCCAGGCUUCAUGAAGAAAAUUUUGAAAUUACUACACUGCGGAUUGAUGUUGUCACUGAUGGGAGACACGCUGAGGUAGAAUUCACAACUGAUUGGCAGAAAGAUGCUGAACGCAGAGAUCUCACUAUAAAUUCUAUGUUUUUAGGUUUUGAUGGUACCUUAUUUGACUACUUCAGUGGUUUUGAAGAUUUAAAAAAUAAGAAAGUUAGGUUUGUUGGACAUGCUAAACAGAGGAUACAAGAAGAUUAUCUUCGAAUUUUAAGAUAUUUCCGGUUUUAUGGGAGGAUUGUAGACAAGCCUGGUGACCACGAUCCUGAGACUUUGGAAGCGAUUGCAGAAAAUGCAAAAGGCUUGGCUGGAAUAUCAGGGGAGAGAAUUUGGGUGGAACUGAAAAAAAUUCUUAUUGGUAACCAUGUAAAUCACUUGAUUAACCUCAUCUAUGAUCUUGGUGUGGCUCCUUACAUAGGCUUACCUACUAAUGCAAGUUUAGAAGAAUUUAACAAAGUCAGUAAAAAUGUUGAAGGUUUUUCACCAAAGCCAAUGACUGUCUUGGCCUCAUUAUUCAAAGUACAGGAUGAUGUCACAAAAUUGGAUUUGAGGUUGAAGAUUUCAAAAGAAGAGAAAAACCUUGGUAUAUUUGUAGUUAAAAACAGAAAAGAUUUGGUUAAAGCAGCAGAUAGUUCAGAACCAUUGAAACCCUAUCAAGACUUCAUUAUAGAUUCUAGGGAAUCUGAUGCAACGACCCGUGUGUGUGAACUACUGAAGUACCAAGGAGAGCAUCGUCUUCUUGAGCAAAUGCAGCAAUGGUGCAUUCCUCCAUUUCCUGUGAGUGGCCAUGACAUCAGAAAAGUAGGCAUUUCUUCAGGAAAAGAAAUUGGGGCUCUGUUGCAGCAGUUACGAGAACAGUGGAAAAAAAGCGGUUACCAAAUGGAGAAAGAUGAACUCCUAAGUUACAUAAAGAAGAGUGAAAAUUGAUGAGAGCGGAUAUUAAAUAGCAGAAAAUUUUUGGUAAAACUAGUUUGUUCGUUUUUUUUUCCCUUCCCUCUUAGAUUUAAGAGAGACUUGAAUAUAUAGCAGAAUAAAAGCCAGCGUAGAGGACCUCUUCAGAUGAGUAAAGGUCUUAUUUUGUGAGAUCUAAUUAUAUUUUAGGCAGUAAACUGAAGUCUACCUCCUCUUAAUUUGAUUUAUAUCACUGAACCCUGUGAUUCUUUUGGAGUAGUUCCUACUGCAAAUAGUAUAGUUGUUUCCCCCUGUUGUAAUCUGUCUAGGCUUUCUUCUUUUUUUUUUUUUGGUAUAGCGUGUUACUGAUUGAUCUUAAAACAUGGUAACUCGAUAAAAGUGUUUCUUAAUGUUUGUAAUUGGAAUAACUGCAUUAUUUUAUCGUUCUGGAAUCCAGGUAAGAAGUGAAACUUACAACAGUGUGUUGAUAACACAGUAGUUGACAAAAUGGCCGAUAUAAAAUAAUGAAGACCAGAUGUGUCCCAAGUGGCUGGCAUUCGUAUACCCAAAACUUGUUCUAGCAAGCUGUUUUAGUAUGUAGUUGAUACUUUUGUCAUAAUUUAUGCAUGCUAGGCCUGAGAAAGAUUGGCUUGACAGUUACUCUUGAGCCUAUUAUUUUAAUAAACAUUCCCUUUGGAAUUGGAAGAGAAA
Molecule: messenger RNA, 2278 nt
Organism: Neofelis nebulosa (Clouded leopard)
Lineage: Eukaryota; Metazoa; Chordata; Mammalia; Carnivora; Felidae
Gene: TRNT1
Product: tRNA nucleotidyl transferase 1
Exons: 8
Coding region: 293-1603 (436 amino acids)
Biological process (GO): RNA processing
Molecular function (GO): RNA binding; nucleotidyltransferase activity
Source: RefSeq, a predicted model, not a curated record